Molecule: messenger RNA, 872 nt
Organism: Asparagus officinalis (garden asparagus)
Lineage: Eukaryota; Viridiplantae; Streptophyta; Magnoliopsida; Asparagales; Asparagaceae
Exons: 4
Coding region: 9-545 (178 amino acids)
Source: RefSeq, a predicted model, not a curated record
AUCCACAUAUGAAGUUUAAUGAGAUUGAUAUGGUCUUCUUCCCCAUAAAUGCGUUUGAGCAUUUCUACAUUGUAUGCUAUGGGCUAAAGAAUCCAAGUAUGGAGCUGAUUGACAAUAGCAAAAACUGCCCAGACUACAAGGAAAAAUACCAAGGUCGUCCUGAGGGUUUGCACCAGAAUUUUGUGAGAUAUUUGGCAGACAAAAAACAUCACAAGGCGAGUGAAAUAAAUACAUUAACGCCUGACAGACUUGAGAUGGAGUGGAGAACGGCCAAAAACAAAUUUGAUUGUGCUAUUUUUGUCAUGAGACAUAUGGAGACCUACAUGGGCGGUGGUACAGCAAAUUGGAACUCUGGUUUUCAUAGAGAGGGUGAGCGAUUAAAAAAUCAGCUACAUAGACUGAGGUCUAUAUAUUGUUGCCAAAUUCUUACUGAACCAACAAAUGAAUUGGCCAAAGAAGUCAUCAGGAAAGCCCAACUGCACCAUGCUGAAACUGCCAAAUUCAAAAAAGAGACGAGGAAGAUCACAAGAUCUCAAAGAAAAUGAUAUUCUGAAAUCAGCAUAAUUUUCAAUGUUGAAGUUUACAGUUAUUGAGUACAUUGUCACUUAAUGUUAUGGAAUACUCUAGUUUGUGUUGAACUGCUUUUCUAUGUAAAAACUGCUUUAUGAGAAUAGCUUUGUCAUAGUUUUAUUUCAGAUUUUAUGAAAAUACUGUGAAGGUAGUGAAUGCAAAUGGAAGAAUUUCGAUUACAGCAUAUAAUGUGAGUUAUAAUUCAAGCUUUUAUGUAACAUACAAAUAAAUUGAUCGUUCUUAUUGUGGAUUGUAUGUAUUGAAUCUUGGAUCACUGUUUCAAUAUUAUCCUAAGUUAUUAC